AUGAAUAAUUCUGAGGUUGACUCAUUUGGUAACCCAGUGGAAACAACCCAACAAAAUGAGAUUCAGCAACAACCUGCAGAUAAUAUUGAGCCAGUUGAAACCAGCAGUUCUGAGAAAAAAUGGAAAAUUAUUAAUUAUAUUGGAAUGUUACUCAUAGGAUUAAUUAAUAACCUUCCAUAUUGGGUUGCAUAUGCUAACACACAAGCAAUUUGCACUCAUUUCAAUAAAGAUGGUUAUAUUGGUGCUGUAUCUUGGGGAAUCGUUAUUUUAUCAAUCUUUGCAACACUCGGAAAUGCAUUUCUUACAAGUAAAAAUGUUUCUUACAAUAUCAGAUCGAUAAUAAAUGGAGCUUUUAUGUUUGUUGGACUUAUCGGUACAGCUGUUGCUCCAAAUAUCUUUGUAGCUAUCUUAUUUAUAGCAUUUGUCGGUGUUUCUUCCGACUUUGGAGAAGGCGUUAUGCUUGGUUACUUUGCAUCACUAGAUAAUGACGCUUUACUUGGUGCCUGGGGUAUUGGAACCGGAAUUUCAGGUGUUUUCGGUGCAGGGUACUCUCUUAUUUGCCAAAAAUUCAAAGUAUCGUAUUUCCUAUCUUUCAUUUGCAUGUCUCCAACAGGAAUUUUAUAUCCAUUGAUCUUUAUUCUCAUGCUAAAGAAUCCAAAUACAGCUACAAAAGUUCCUGAACAAGAGGAACCAGAGAAAUUAGAAGAUAUCGAACAAAACGACGCAGCUAUUGACAAACAAGAUGAAGAAGAGAAAGUUCCAUUCUGUUCAUGCUCAAAUUGGUACAAAUCUCUUCGUUUCAUUCUCAACAACCUCGCAAUGUUUUGUUUCCAAUACAUUUCUCUUAUUGGAUUAACAGAUUGCUCAAUGACAAAGAAGCAGAAAGUCGACGAACCUUUCAUAUUUGGCUACUUCUCAAUCUGCUACCAAUGCGGUGGCUUGAUCGGUCGCUCAAUUAAAAAAUGGUUCUUAAUUAAGAAAUUAGAAAUCACAACAGUGAUAACAGGAUGCCUAUUUGUGAUUAUGCUUGUCAAUGCAAUUGUCGUGUUCAUUGCGCCAAUCUAUAUGCUGAUUCCUCUGUUUUUAAUCGGAUUCUUCGGAGCAAUCAGUUACAUGUCCGUGUUUGCAGUCAUUAUGGAAGUUCCAAAUACAACACAGAAAGAGCGCGAGAUCAUUACAAACUACGCUUCCGUUUUUAUCGGAGGAUCAAUUCAAGUUUCGUCGCUCAUCACUCUGCUACUGCAAAAUGUUAUUAUAAAGAAACAAUGCAGUAGAGAAUAA
Messenger RNA from Trichomonas vaginalis G3, 1281 nucleotides. Its product is annotated as CLN3 protein family. The transcript has a single exon. The coding region runs from base 1 to 1281 and encodes 426 amino acids. NCBI's taxonomy places the organism in Eukaryota, Parabasalia, Trichomonadida, Trichomonadidae. The record is from RefSeq and is a predicted model, not a curated record. Gene Ontology annotation, cellular component: membrane.